CAUAUGCGCCCACAUCCCUAGUGUCUUGGGCAGCGGGACGGAGCUCUAGCGGGUCUUGUGUCUUUCUCUCGUUAUCUCGUCACUGCACUUCCACACUUGACCAGUCUCCUCAUUCGUAUCCAGGUGCUCUAACGAGGUCAUGGAGGAAGACCGGGCUAUUGCAGACCUGGGUCCCGACCUCCCUCCCGACCUCAACGGCGAGGAGUUGGUGGAGGAGAAGCAGCCCAAGCGACGUUUCAUCGGACGGAGAGCGGCCGAGAGCAAGGCUGCGGCCGCCGCUGCUGCGACAGCACCACAAGAGCAAGGCGCCGGCAUCGAGGAGAGCGGGGCGAUACAAGCCGUGCCACGCUACCGACGUCCAGCCCGCGCCCUGAACAAUGUCCCCGACGAAAUCCUCCACGAUGAAGCCCUCAACGCCGCCAUCGCCCUCCUUCCUCCCAACUACAGCUUCGAGAUUCACAAAACCGUACAUCGCAUCCGCACCUCCGGCGCAACCAGAAUAGCCCUCCAAAUGCCAGAGGGUCUUCUUCUCUUCGCAACUACCAUCUCCGACAUCCUCACCCAAUUCUGUCCGGGCAUAUCUACCCUGAUUAUGGGCGACGUCACAUACGGCGCCUGCUGUAUUGACGACUAUACCGCCCGCGCCUUGGGCUGCGACAUGCUGGUGCACUAUGCCCAUUCCUGCCUCAUCCCCGUUAACGUGACCAAGAUCCAAACGCUCUACGUCUUUGUGGAUAUCCGCAUCGACCUCGAACACCUACUCGCAACAGUAGAGCGCAACUUCAAACCCGGCAGCAAGAUCGCGAUGGUGGGCACAAUACAAUUCAAUGCCACGCUUCACGGCACGGCGCAACAACUGCGCGAAGCCGGCUACGACAUCCUCGUCCCGCAAAUCAUGCCUUUGAGCAAAGGCGAGAUCCUCGGCUGCACAUCUCCACACCUCGCCAAAGACCAACGCGUCGACCUCAUCUUAUAUCUCGGCGACGGACGCUUCCACCUCGAAAGUGCCAUGAUUCACAACCCCACCAUCCCCGCCUACCGAUACGACCCCUACUCCCGCCGCCUCACGCACGAAACCUACGACCACGCCACUCUCCUGGCGGACAGGCGAAAAGCGCUCUCGCAAGCACGAAAAGCCCGCAAAUGGGGCCUCAUCCUCGGCUCACUCGGGCGACAGGGCAAUCCGCACACAAUGACACUGAUCGAGAACCAUCUUCGCGAAAAGGGCAUCACCUGGGUGAACCUGCUUCUGAGCGAGAUCUUCCCCGGCAAGUUGGCCAUGAUGGCGGAAGUGGAGUGCUGGGUGCAGGUGGCGUGUCCGCGCUUGAGUAUUGAUUGGGGUUAUGCCUUUGCUCGACCCCUUCUGACCCCGCAUGAAGCGCUGGUGGUGUUGGGUGGGAGGGAAGGGGCGUGGGAGAAAGGGGGGAUUGGUGGCACAGAUGGCGGGGACGUUGUGUAUCCCAUGGACUACUACGGCAAAGAAGGCCUAGGGAGGGUGAAGGCGGAAGGCGUGAGUGUCAAUGGAUGAGAGUGAAUUUCGUCCUUUCAAUGAUGCAAUUCUACGGCCAUGAUCAGAUA
Molecule: messenger RNA, 1578 nt
Organism: Neohortaea acidophila
Lineage: Eukaryota; Fungi; Ascomycota; Dothideomycetes; Mycosphaerellales; Teratosphaeriaceae
Product: putative diphthamide synthesis protein-domain-containing protein
Exons: 2
Coding region: 140-1528 (462 amino acids)
Biological process (GO): protein histidyl modification to diphthamide
Molecular function (GO): 2-(3-amino-3-carboxypropyl)histidine synthase activity
Source: RefSeq, a predicted model, not a curated record